Messenger RNA from Sorghum bicolor (sorghum), 2377 nucleotides. RefSeq names its product external alternative NAD(P)H-ubiquinone oxidoreductase B2, mitochondrial. Gene Ontology annotation, molecular function: NADH dehydrogenase activity; calcium ion binding. The record is from RefSeq and is a predicted model, not a curated record. The transcript has 10 exons. Lineage: Eukaryota; Viridiplantae; Streptophyta; Magnoliopsida; Poales; Poaceae. The coding region runs from base 316 to 2061 and encodes 581 amino acids.
CGAGGUUGGACCAAGAAUGGAAAUCGCAGUCGGCGGACGGAGCUCGCAGCUCGUCGCUUCGUUGUAAGCUCCGACUCCGAGCCUCCGAGCAGUCGUUCGUUGAAGAAGCUAGCUGCUCCUUCCUCCUAGUAUAAAGGAGCCUCCUUUUUUCCUUUGCCGUGCCGCGCCGUCCCGUCCAUUCUGCUUCCGAGCCUUCCUUCUCCCCCCCUUUCGCCGCCGCCGCCGCGUGGUUGGGUGGGUGUGUGCUGUGCUGUUUGUUCCAACAUCACCGGAGCGCAGCGCAGCGCAGCGAGCAGCCGAGGAGCGGAGCCGGAGAUGAGGUGGGCGGCGUUCCUGUGGGAAGGCGCGUCCCGGGCGUCCGGCGGCCGCCGCCCGGGGGUCUCCAACCUCCUCCUCGUCGUCGCAGCUGCCAGUAGCGGUGGCCUCGUUGCCUAUGCCGACUCCGGAUCAGAUGCUGCUGUUGAGAAGCCGCAACUUCCUCCAAGGAAAAAAGUUGUGGUGCUUGGGACUGGUUGGGGCGGCACCACAUUCCUGAGGAAUCUCGAUAGCAGGUUGUACGAUGUGCAGGUUAUAUCUCCUCGGAACUACUUUGCGUUUACGCCACUGCUCCCGAGUGUCACUUCUGGAACAGUUGAGCCUAGGAGCAUUGUUGAGCCAAUCCGUAGGAUCUUGGAGAAGAAAGGUGGAGAAAUCAAAUUUUGGGAAGCAGAGUGCUUCAAGAUUGAUCCACAAAGCAAGAAAAUCCAUUGUCGCUCGAAUGUUGGGACAAAUCUUGAGGGGAAUGGCGAGUUCUCGGUUGACUAUGACUAUCUCGUGGUAGCAGUUGGAGCUAGGACAAAUACAUUCAAUACUCCUGGCGUGGUAGAGAAUUGCCACUUCUUGAAGGAAGUAGAGGAUGCUCAAAAGAUCAGACGGAGUGUGAUGGACUGCUUUGAGAGAGCAAGCCUCCCCUUCCUGAAUGAAGAAGAGAGGAAGAAGAAUCUUCAUUUCGUGGUUGUGGGUGGUGGACCUACUGGAGUGGAAUUUGCAGCAUCUCUGCAUGAUUUUGUUACCGAAGAUUUAUCCAAGCUUUAUCCCUCGGUUCAGCACCUUGUCAAGAUAUCACUGAUCGAAGCUGCAGAUCACAUACUGACCAUGUUUGACAAGAGGAUAACUAACUUUGCUGAGGAUAAGUUUGGAAGGGACGGUAUUGAUGUGAAAACAGGAUACAAAGUUGUGAAGGUUUCUAAGGAUGAUAUUACCAUGCAAAAUCCUGCCACUGGGGAUAUUUCAGUUCCUUAUGGCAUGGCUGUCUGGUCAACUGGUAUUGGAACUCGUCCAUUCGUUGUGGAAUUUAUGAAACAAAUUGGCCAGGCCAAUCGGCGUGUCUUAGCUACUGAUGAAUGGCUAAGGGUCCGUGAAUGUGAUGGCGUCUAUGCAAUAGGUGACUGUGCUACAAUAAACCAGAGGAAAGUAAUGGAGGACAUUUCAGAAAUAUUCAGAGUUGCAGAUAAGGAUAAGUCUGGAACCUUGACUGUGAAAGAAAUUCAAGAUAUCCUGGAUGAUAUUUACGUGAGAUACCCACAAGUACAGCUCUACCUUAAGAGCAAGCAGAUGAACGGCAUCGCUGAUCUAGUAAGGAGUGCCAAAGGAGACGCUGAAAAGGAAUCCAUGGAACUGAACAUCGAGGAAUUCAAGAAGGCUCUUGCACUCGUGGAUUCGCAAGUCAAAUUCUUACCUGCAACUGCUCAGGUCGCAUCCCAGCAGGGCCAAUAUCUUGCUAGGUGCUUUAACAAGAUGAAGGAUGCUGAAGAAAACCCUGAAGGUCCAAUCCGCAUCAGGGGAGAAGGCCGCCAUCGCUUCCGCCCUUUCAGGUACCGGCAUCUGGGCCAAUUCGCCCCACUAGGAGGGGAGCAAACUGCUGCACAGCUUCCCGGGGACUGGAUCUCCAUUGGCCACAGCACCCAGUGGCUCUGGUACUCCGUGUAUGCAACCAAACAAAUCAGUUGGCGCACGAGGAUGCUGGUGGUAUCUGACUGGACGCGCAGAUUCAUCUUCGGAAGAGACUCGAGUUGCAUAUAGUCAAGAGAAGGAAAAGAUUUUGCUGUGACAUAUAAUAUAUAUAUAUUCAGAUGAACGGGGCCAGUAGAGCCUCUUCCCACUUUUUUUUAGUCUGAUUUCACAUAAAUGUUCUUUUUUUGUUAAGGGAAGAAUGCGAGUUCCCUUGCACUUUGUAUAGUGCACCACGAAGAAAUUCCUUUGUACCUACCUUUUUCUGGAGAGAGUUGUACUGCACUUUUGCGGCCUGAGUAACUCAGAUUCUUUUAAUAGCUAUUUUUUUACCACUAAGAUGUGAUAUGCAAAAGGGUCAGUUCGGACCUGAUUUUGUUGUGUUAAA